UGUUAUGCAUAAACGUGUAUAUGAAAAACAGUAUAAUCGUGUUUCUUAAAUUUUCGCGGUAACCGUGUGACAGUAGACACUAAAACUAUUCCUAUAUCCUAUACGCCCUUUGCUUUGGUUCUGCCUAAGAAUACAAGCAUCAAAAUAUAAUCGUACUUCUGCUAAAUUAUCAAUUAGUUUAUUUUGCAUCUAAUAACCUUGUCCCAUUAGCCUGCAUUUAAAUAAAGUCAGUUUCAGCUGUUAUUCUUCAUAUUCGUAUGUACACAAUUCAGCUAAGUGUGUACGGGUUAAUAUUUAUCACUUCUCAAUAAUACGACUUGUACAAAGUCGAAAGCUGUCGCGCUUUUCUACAGUUUCCGCACUACGUUCUGAAAAGAUGCCUGGAGCGUCUUGGCAAGGCUUUUUACUGAUUGCUAUCGUCAUAGCCACUCUUUUUGGCAAUAUUUUAUGCCUCUAUAUACUCGUUAGGCUGCAGAGACGUCUACUAAAACGUCCUCUCUACAUAUUCAUCUUCAACAUCUGCGUGGCGGAUAUCGCUGUGGUUCUCUGUUCGAUGAUCUUCAAGAUAACCGACUUCUUCUACCAGGAUUGGCUCUACGGCGAGGGAAUGUGUCAAUUCGUGGAGUAUUCCCAGCGUGCUCUGUUUCGCGUUAACGUUCUUACGCACACCUCGAUCGCGUUCGAACGAUACUUCAGCGUCGUGUUUGCGCUCAAACCACAAGUACAGAUCUCGAAACCAUUGGCGCGUCGGAUCCUCGCCGCCAUAUGGGUGCUAUCAUUCCUUCUCUCGAUUCCACUCAUCUUCUCUUUCGAGGUCUUGAAAGGUGGUGACGAACGCAUUUGCAGGUUGGUUCACCUUCCCUGGCUUUGGCUGGAUAAAUUGUACAACAGCUUCGACCUCGCGGUGUUCUUCAUCAUACCACUUGCGGUCACCCUGUUCCUCUACGGUAGCAUCAUAACGUCGCUCAAUCGCCGCAAACGUCGGACCGGAGAUCUGGGUUCCAUCAGCGCCACAAUGAAUACAAUAAGAGCGGCGAUCCGAGGUGUUCGUGUCUCGAUAAUCGUCUUGACCGCCUUCCUCAUCUGCUGGAUACCUGUCAUAGUUAAGGGAUUCAACCGUCUGGUACAUCGAAACGCGAACAGGGAUCGCAAGGACGAAUUAUACAUCGUUGCAAUGUACCUUGCUUUCGUGAACGAUGCAAUUGUGCCAAUCCUCUACUGUCUUCUAGACAGCAACCUAGCGCCUUCCGUAUGGACUAUUUUCUACUGUUUUAAUCGCGACGGGCAAAGUGAGGAAACCUCGGAUGGCAACGAGACGAUCAACGAAUAGCAACGCAACUCUCCUUCUCUUACUUUUUGCAACGAUAGAGGGCAAUCCCCGUUGACAUUGUCAAAAGUCAAAGACUUGAUCAUGUUAACUGGGAAUGUUAGAGAAGUAUAUAUAGUGUGUAAAGGUGAUCUCAGUAUAGUUUGGGCGGGUUUUUGAGAACGUGAUUGAGGAAGUGUCAGAACUGUGUUGAACUGCAAAAUAUGGGUUGGUUAACCGGGGUCUGAGAAGAUAGAAAAAGAAAAGACCUGUGGGGCGUCUUUCAGGACAAUCAGAACGAUAGAUUGACUUACGAGUGAAAGGGACUUGUGAUUAAAGUAAAGACUCCACAAUACGGACAGCGCGAGUGUUUUAUGCAUAUAAAUUUCAUGUCGGUAUAUUAUUGCCGUAUUGUUUAAGGAGCGUCCUGGAAUACAGUUGGUAUGUGGACUUGCAUUAUAAACGCUGAUCAAUCGCCCAGUACAAAGAAAACUAUCAUUGUAUGUCUUGGCCGCCUAUUGUGAAAGAAAUCAAUUUUUUCCUUUUGGUCGUCUUGAACUGAAUUGGCUCUACAUGCAGUUACAGUUACAACUAAGGGCAGUUUUCCACUCGGCGGAAUUCUUCGAUCGAACGAAAUUUUUUGCUCGAUUUUCUUUUCAAUGUGACCGGUGACGCGGGUAUCCGCCACGGUCGAGUUCUCAUAAUUGAAAAAAAUAUCGGACGAAAAAUUUCGUUCCGUCGAAAAAUUCCGCCCAGUGGAAAACCGACUUAAGACGGAUUUUAAGGCCGAAAGGAUAUUGCAAACUUCAGAGAGAUGUCACGUCAUUGCGAUGGAAACAAGAAGAGAUGUUUUGGAUACGUUAUGGUAAUUUUAAUGCUCCGACUCUUAAGUAAAUUUGGUUGCAUGUAUAAACGAGUAAUUUAGUCCAUUAUCAUAAACGCACAACCCAUGUUCAAUUAGGCGGAUUUCAUGUUUAAAAAACCCCACGCCAGCUGCAUAUCGCGCAAUGAAAAAGGGCCAUUUGCUUUUCAUAUGAUCAUUGAACAGUAGUUGCUGGAUGCAUGAGAUUCGAUAUGCAAAAUUUAGCGACUGAUAUGGAGUUUGUGGUCAAAAGUAAAUUUGAAUAUGUAGCAACACGUACGUCAAUUUCCAGCUUCAGCACAAAUUUAACAUGAAGAGGGUUUAGUUUAUAAACAACAAUGCCUGGGUUAUAUUCUUUUAGAAUUCACGAACGGCGGUAUAAAUUUAAAGGCAAAGACAAGGUGUUUGAAAGGCGUUUAGCUUGAACGGUGGAUAAGCCAAUGUUUAAAAGUACUCUCGUAGGUCUUAUGAA
Messenger RNA from Dendronephthya gigantea, 2640 nucleotides. RefSeq names its product QRFP-like peptide receptor. The record is from RefSeq and is a predicted model, not a curated record. The transcript has a single exon. The coding region runs from base 377 to 1330 and encodes 317 amino acids. Gene Ontology annotation, cellular component: plasma membrane. Gene Ontology annotation, biological process: G protein-coupled receptor signaling pathway. Gene Ontology annotation, molecular function: G protein-coupled receptor activity. NCBI's taxonomy places the organism in Eukaryota, Metazoa, Cnidaria, Anthozoa, Malacalcyonacea, Nephtheidae.